GACGCGUAAAUAAAAGGCUGUAAGCGUGGGAACUUAUGUCCGCGUAAUGGCUAUAAUCAAACAACUAGCGUUCCUUCCUUAACCACGACCGGCCGCCCGUUCUCUCCCCUCUAUUCGAUCCCGCAGCCUCUGUCCAAGAUGGCAAAGUCACAGGAGAGCUACAUGUUUACGAUUCUUCUCGGAGAAAGGGCACACCUCAUCGAGUUUCCGUCCCUCCUGCUACCACCCGGCGCAACCACAGGAUCCAUUGUGAACAUCUCCGUUCUUCAGAACCACGCCGAAGAAAAGAAACGUGAGCAAGAGUUUUGGAAGCUGCAGGAAAAUAUCCUCGAUACAUACGGGACUAAGCCACCAGAGCCUCCAAAGUUGAAGCUGCGGAACGUGACGCAGACUUCGCUGCGCUCACUAGACAUAUACCGAAAUCGCCAGCGUCUUGCCGCUAUCCCAUCGCCUCUCACAAAUACAUCUACGAAGCUCUCUGGUCUACAGCUGGACUCUGACUACUCGUUCCACCUCAUUCUGCGGACGACCGCGGGGACAUACUCGUCCAACCCGAUUGCCAUCAGGACCCAUAAGCUCGAAGACACGUCUGGCAUCCGCGUCUGCUUUGGCAACGUCCAAGACAACCGCUCGCUUGAGGAAGCGAAGGCCGCUCUCACCGAUCUCGGUGGCAAGUGGAGUGACAGGAUCCAGAUCGAUACCACUCACUUCGUAUGCACGACGCCCGCUGCGACGCCUUCGGGAGCAGAAGCGACUGGUGGUGCUUCGAACGCCCCAGGAAUCGAAUACCAGAAGGCUCUGCAACUGAGCAUCCCAAUCGUGACACCUCAUUGGGUUCUCGAGUGUAAGAAGCAGCACAAAAUGGUCGCCAUUGGGAACUUCUAUCUCGGCGCAUCCCCGUCUGCGCCAAUCAACUCUGCACCAUUCUCGCGUCCGCAAUCCAUGUCUCAAGCGACGCUCCCCUCCCCCGCCAACUCGAGCUCGCCGGCAAGCAGAACGAGCAAUCGCCAGUCGAUGCCGGCUCCUGCGCGCACAACGACGUCUCCGCCCACCGCCCAGCCUGCGUCUGCACCGCGUGUCACACCGAUCGAGCCGACGCCUGAGGAGUCGGACGAGUCGGACGAGGACGAGGACACAGACACCGCCGCGGGGCGCACGCGCAAGGGCACGAUGAGCAAGAACUUCCGUUUCCCGCCGUCGUCCGCGGAGGCGCCGCCACCCGUGCCGCCCAUGCCGGCAGACACGAAGGCGCUCCCGCAGGAACCACAGGAGCACCGCGAACAGCUGGGCGAGCGGCGCGCAUCGACGCACCGCGCGUCGGACACGGAGGACGUCGCGCUCACGCCUGUCGUCGUGCCGAACGUCGAUGUGCCGCCGCCGCCUCCCGUCGAGAAGGAGCGCUCGCCGAUUGGGCCGGACAUCGGGGACGAGGAGGUGGGCGAUACGGAGGAGAUUUCGUUGAACUAGGGCAUGCGUCUCGCUUCUUGUGUAUUAUACCUCUCCACUUUCCACGUUUUGCGAUUUUGACUACGCAAGCGCUGCAACAAGAAGAGCAUUAUAUUAGGCCUACGUCGCACCCGAAACAAAAU
Phanerochaete carnosa HHB-10118-sp is the source of this 1589-nucleotide messenger RNA. RefSeq lists its product as uncharacterized. Gene Ontology annotation, cellular component: exomer complex; trans-Golgi network. Gene Ontology annotation, biological process: conjugation with cellular fusion; Golgi to plasma membrane transport. The coding region runs from base 139 to 1467 and encodes 442 amino acids. Gene Ontology annotation, molecular function: protein dimerization activity. The transcript has 5 exons. The record is from RefSeq and is a predicted model, not a curated record. Lineage: Eukaryota; Fungi; Basidiomycota; Agaricomycetes; Polyporales; Phanerochaetaceae.